AUGCUUAUAUUACCACUUAGCUUAACUUGGAUCUUUUUGUUGACUGCUUUCUACGUGUCAGCUGCCGACGUCCAAUUAUCGAUAUUGACAGAUGUGAGAGGUGCCAUAUGCCGUUCGGUUCAAAAGCGUGCCGACAACGACGCUGACUCUUUCGUGAAGCUCAUUGCUGAUGAAUCUAUAGUUGGCUACAAGAUACCUGCCUUGAUCUUCAAUUACCAAGAUAUUGCCAAUUUUUCAUCUGUUCCCACAAUUGAAACCUUCACUGACUUGUAUCGCGCAAACAAAACAGACUUAUACCCGAGGAUGUUGAGCGAGGGUGUCUUCAAUUUAGAUGCUGCUGAAGGGCAUUCAGUUAACAAGCUGCGGUUCUGGAGUGGUAUCAUUGACAAAGAGAUUACAUUUCGUGUCCCNUCUGUUCCCACAAUUGAAACCUUCACUGACUUGUAUCGCGCAAACAAAACAGACUUAUACCCGAGAAUGUUGAGUGAGGGUGUCUUCAAUUUAGAUGCUGCUGAAGGACAUUCAGUUAACAAGCUGCGGUUCUGGAGUGGUAUCAUUGACAAAGAGAUUACAUUUCGUGUCCCAGUUUCCGGAAUUUAUUGUGUCUACAUUGCGCCAGACCCAAUGAAAGUGCCUGAUUUUGAAUUGCCGAUCGAGUUUAGAAAUUAUUAUGGAAGCUUAAACCAUAUUCGUCAUCUACGGCACACAUCUUUAAAGUGGGAAGUAGUUUUUUCAAUCUCGAUGUUUGCUGUAAUUCUUUACUAUCUGCUGCGAUUCGCAUGUGAGGAAGGACCUCAAAACUUGAACCCUGCCCAGGCUGUUACAAGAACAAUUAUUUGCCUAAGUAUAAUCCCAUUCAUUAGCAUAUCUGUACUUGAGUUGAUUUAUUGGACAAUUAGAAAUAAUUCUUACACAACAUAUCAAAGCUCGACCUUACUCAGUAAUUUGAGAUUAAUUUUGCAGUUUGCAGAAUACUCCUACAGUGCAUUCACGUCAUAUGUGACCUUACUUUUCUCCAUGGGAUUUGGCGUUAUUUACUACUACCACGACGGUCUACAGAAUUAUAGACAGCUUCCGAAAGAUUUAUUUCAAAAAGCGACUGCAUUGUUAAUUACUCAGGUUUUGAUUACAUUCCUCCAUGCUUACCUGAAAUCUACCUAUACGUCGGUUAGCAUAACAAAAUUUUUACUUAUCGUCGCUACAACGAUCUUGAAAGUUGUAUGGAAAGCGCUCUGGCUCGUUUCCUCAGCCAGGUUUGUUUUCAGAACAAAGAAAAGCAUUGGGGCACUUUUACCACAUCCCGACGUGCAAUCUACAUAUGAAACCUUUUCAGCGUUCAAGAAAUCAGUCGUGGUCAUUGUUGUACUAUUGUUGUUCUUUUCCGGUAUUGUCGCCGCAGUCGAUCAACCAACUGUUUUAACUUACAAACAGGGCGUCUUUUGCAGUGCUGUUCAGAGAACAGAAAACAUCGAAAAGGCGUAUGUCGAACUACGUGCUAGUCAGGAUGUAGUUGACAAAAAGAUCCCCGGUUUGAUCUUUCAUUACCCAGAGAUUGUCAAUUUUUCGUCAGUGCCAGUAUUGGAGGUCUUUACUCAAUUGUAUCCAAACAACAAGGACCACUUGUAUAAGCAGAUGUUGAACGACGAAGGCAAAUUCAAGUUGGACGCCGCUGAAGGGUAUUCUGUAGAUGAUCUGAGGUUUUGGAGUGGUGUCAUUGAUAAAGAUGUUAAAUUUGACAUCCCAACUUCGGGAAUUUAUUGUGUUUAUAUUGCGCCUGACGACGCUAAAGAGUUUGACUUUGAACUACCUGUGGUGUUCAAAAAUUACUAUGGAAACUUGGCCUACCCAGAAUACUUGAUAUACUCACAAUUGAAGUAUGUCAUUGGUCUUGCCAUUGUCUUGUUUGCCGCGUUGUUCAACUACAUUUUGAGAUUCAAGAUUGGCAAGGAUUUCCAAAACAUGGACUCCAUUUCGGUAAUAUCCAAAACAAUCAUUUUCUUGAUAUUGGCGCCAUUCAUUGCUAUUUACAUAUUUGAUUGGUUUGUUUUGCUCCUUAGAAACAAUUUUGAAGGAUCGCAUCAAAAGUCAUUUAUUUUGUCAGUGUUGAGGUUUUUUGCCCAAUUUGGCGAUGCUUUGUACAAUGCAUUCACUUCUUUUGCCGUUUUGUUGUUGUCAAUGGGAUUUGGUGUUAUUUACUACUAUAAUGGAAACUCGCAACACUACAGGCUCUUUCCACAAGAGUCCAUGAAGAAAAUUACUGCAUUUUUCUUUGUCAACAUCAUAGUGUUGUUUUUGUAUUGUUUGAGCCUACAAAGGACUUCCGAGACGCCUUUGGUUGGAGUGACACAGAAUUCGUUUGAUGGUAAAUUUUCCGCCCUUGUUGGUGCCUUGACUUCCUUGUUUGGACUAAGUUGGUUUGUUUUGUCGGUGAUUUUCUACUUUAAGACCAAAAAGACUAUUGCAACUUUCCCUCCUGCAUCAGAUGCAGAUUCAACCGCCAAAAUUGUUUCUGCAUUCAAUAAGUCAUUUUUUGUCAUUUUGGUCUUACCAUUUAUUACGGCAAUUUUGGCCGGCAUAGUCGCCGGUAUCUUUAUGGUCAAACCUCUUGGAAAUGUGCCGGAUUUCCCAAAACAUACUGAUCGUGAGAUUGUAUACCAGUCAGCAACAGCAAUCAUUGUUCUUGAAAACACAUUCAGUGGUAUUUUAUUGCCAAUUGUUUGGUCAGGCUGGUUAUACUUUUUCGCUUUGGUCAUAUCAAUCUUUUUCAUUUGGAUUAAAGACAAUAAUGGGUUGAUUGUUGAUCACAAUGCCAAUGACCCAAUUGAGUAUGCCGAUGUUCCAAAUUUUGACAUUUCGGACGGAGAAGAUGAAGAGGAUAUUCGUGUUUGA
Lodderomyces margitis is the source of this 2889-nucleotide messenger RNA. RefSeq lists its product as uncharacterized. Lineage: Eukaryota; Fungi; Ascomycota; Pichiomycetes; Serinales; Debaryomycetaceae. The coding region runs from base 1 to 2889 and encodes 962 amino acids. The transcript is spliced from 2 exons. The record is from RefSeq and is a predicted model, not a curated record.